AGAAUCAGUGAAGCAGCAGAACUUGAGGCAAGCCCUCCUUGGCCUAAGACUAAGAAAGACACUCUGGAAUCCACUAUGGACAGCCUCCUGAUGAAGCAGAGGAAGUUUCUUUACCAUUUCAAGAAUGUCCGCUGGGCGAAGGGUCGCCAUGAGACUUACUUGUGCUACGUGGUGAAGCGGCGGGAUAGUGCCACCUCCUUUUCUCUGGACUUUGGUCACCUUCGAAACAAGUCGGGCUGCCACGUGGAGCUGCUCUUCCUCCGCUACAUCUCCGACUGGGACCUGGACCCCGGCCGGUGCUACCGCGUCACCUGGUUCACGUCCUGGAGCCCCUGCUACGACUGCGCGCGGCACGUGGCGGACUUCCUGCGCGGGUACCCCAACCUCAGCCUCAGGAUCUUCGCCGCGCGCCUCUACUUCUGCGAGGACCGCAAGGCGGAGCCCGAGGGGCUGCGGCGGCUGCACCGGGCGGGCGUCCAGAUCGCCAUCAUGACCUUCAAGGAUUAUUUUUAUUGCUGGAAUACUUUUGUGGAAAAUCGUGAAAAAACUUUCAAAGCCUGGGAGGGGUUGCACGAAAAUUCCGUUCGACUAUCCAGACAGCUUCGACGCAUUCUUUUGCCCCUGUAUGAGGUUGAUGACUUACGAGAUGCAUUUCGUACUUUGGGACUUUGAUACCAACCUCCAAGAAUGUCACAUACAGUGAACCAUCUCUGAGGACAGUGGGUAAAAGGAUAAUCUCAAGAAUUCUGUUUUUCUUCAACUCUCACUUUCUCAAAGUCUAGAGAGGAAAAUAUUCAUAUACAGGACUUUGUAAAAAAAGAAACAAGUCUUGAAAGUACAGAAGGAACUGAGGCCCAACAGGGUUAUAGGCUGCAAGUGGUGCAGUUUUUGAUGCAACAGCGUCCCCUACUGGGAAAUGACCGAAUUGCAGGGUCGGGGAGCACCGAAAGUGUCCUGUUCUAAGACUCUUAGGCGGGGAGGAAACAAACCUUAAAAGCAUGGUGAGAAGAUCAAAUGUUUUUAUAAUAUGUAUCCUUUGUUAUUUGAUUCAGACGGAGUUCUCAAUAUUAGUGAUAGAUUUUUCUACUCUUCCUUUGGAGCUCGCUUUCAAGUGAACAAACUUUUACCAGUCCAUGAUCUCUAUAGACCUCCUAAUGAAAGGACCUGGGGGAUCGUAAUCCCAAAACAUCUAACAAAGGCAUUAAUAUAUAAGCAUGUGCUGUAUGUUUUCAUUGUCUGAGAUAUGUUUUCGUUUGUACAUAAGACAAUUUUUCUUGGUAUAAAAUAUGCAUGAUCACCUUCAGGCUAUUUUAUAAUAAAGGUUCUUGAAAUGAA
Molecule: messenger RNA, 1335 nt
Organism: Canis lupus familiaris (dog)
Lineage: Eukaryota; Metazoa; Chordata; Mammalia; Carnivora; Canidae
Gene: AICDA
Product: activation induced cytidine deaminase
Exons: 5
Coding region: 76-672 (198 amino acids)
Biological process (GO): DNA cytosine deamination; defense response to virus; cytidine to uridine editing
Cellular component (GO): nucleus; P-body; cytoplasm
Molecular function (GO): zinc ion binding; RNA binding; cytidine deaminase activity
Source: RefSeq, marked provisional